UAAAGCUUACCUUUUUAACAGAUGCGCCUAGUUAAAUCAAUAAAACAACCUAAUUAAGUUUUUGACAAUAAAUUUGAACAGCAAAAGUAUAUAACAGUAAAUAAUGCUCGUGCUGAGAGCGAUAACAAUCCAUAAAUAAAUAUCGAUCAUAAAUAUUUGAACGGCGCGCUUGGAGCAAGCAUGGAGGAUGACGAAGCUAAUAGAGAAGUUGUCGACAGCAGCAUGGAUCGAAAUAAAAUCAACACUAUAAUCGAGUUAAACGAAGAGAGGCGGCAUAGGCCUAUCGCUUGGUACUAUGCGCCCACCUAUUUGCUCUUCUGGCUGGCGCUCUUCUUUGCUGUUGUGGUGCCGCUCUUUAAUCAUUUGCCCACGGGCGUAAGAGAGUUCGAAGAGCCAGCCAAGCCGGGAGAGUUUGUGGCUGAACGCGCUCAGCGAGUGUUGCUGGAAUUAGAUCGCAUGGGACCGAAGAUUGUGGGCGAUGAAAUGAAUGAGAAGACUAUGGUGGAGUUUAUGCUAAACGAGAUUGAGAAAGUGCGUCAGGUGAUGCGGUAUGAUCUCUACGAGCUUGAGGUGGACUUGCAACGUGCCUCCGGCGCCUAUCUACUCGGUCAAAUGAUAAACAUGUAUCAGGCCAUUCAAAAUGUUGUUGUUAAGGUUAGCACAAAGAGUUCAAAUAGCACAAACUAUUUGCUUAUCAAUAGUCACUAUGACACAAAGCAAGGUAGCACAGGGACUGGCGAUGCUGGCUUUAUGAUUGUUGUUAUGCUGGAGGUUAUGCGUCAAUUGGUCACUUCAGAGCAAACAUUUGAGCAUCCUGUUGUCUUCCUAUACAAUGGUGCGGAGGAACAACCUUUGCAAGGCUCACAUGCAUUUAUUACGAAGCAUAAAUGGUCCACUAAUUGCAGAGCAUUAAUCAAUUUAGACUCUUGUGGCGCUGGUGGUCGUGAGAUUCUCUUUCAAAGUGGUCCCAAUCAUCCUUGGCUGAUGCAUUAUUAUAGACUUAAUGCCAAACAUCCUUUUGCAUCCACUAUGGCUGAAGAACUAUUCCAGGCUGGCUUUAUUUCCUCCGAUACGGACUUUCGCAUCUUUCGCGACUUUGGGCCAGUGCCAGGUGUGGAUAUGGCUAAUACUAAAAACGGCUUUGUUUAUCACUCCAAAUUCGAUCGCUAUGAUGUUAUCUCGCGCGAUUCUCUACAGAAUACCGGAGAAAAUGUGCUUGCCCUAGCGCGCGGCAUCAGCAAUGCGCCGGAGAUGUACGAUACUGACGCACACGCCGAGGGUCACUCGGUGUUUUUUGAUUUCCUGGGCUUGUUUUUUAUCUACUAUGUGGAGAUCACAGGCAUAGCUUUGAACAUAAGUUUCGCCCUUGCUGGCUUGGCUAUGGUCUGUGUCUCGCUUUGGCGUAUGACCAAGGUGACUGGACUGGAAUCUAGCUUUAUAGCCAGCUCUUUUGGCGUUAUAUUGCUGCUCGAGCUGGCGGGAUUUGCGCUGGCUUUGCUUUUGCCGCUACUGAUGGCAGCUUUGUUGGAUGCUGGUGAUCGCAGCAUGGCUUACUUUGCCAACAGCUGGCUAGUGCUGGGUCUCUAUAUAUGUCCAUCCAUCAUUGGACUGAUGCUGCCUGUGACAUUAUAUUACACCCUUCAGCCCAGUAAGCGGCUUCCUCACAGAUAUCAUUUGCAAAUGGCCGGACAGGCUCAUUGUGUGAUCUUGUCCUUGCUCUGCCUAAUUCUAACAGCUUUUGGCAUACGUAGCGCUUAUCUGUUGCUCAUGUCGCUCUUCUUUUUUGUAGGCGCUUUGCUGUUAAAUAUCUUGACUAAUCUGCAAGAUCGUGGCUAUCAUUGGUGCAUAUUGAUAUGUGUUAGUCAACUAUUGCCCUUUCUCUACUUUUCGUAUUUGUUUCACGCAUUUAUUACUGUUCUCAUACCAAGGAGCGCAUUCGGUGGAGGUCAAAGCAAUCCCGACUUAUUAAUUGCAUUACUAUGUGGUUUGGGCACAAUACUCUCUAUGGGCUUUGUGGCACCGCUCAUAAAUAUCUUUUGGCGCCCCAAAUGCAUAAUUUUUGGCCUGGGGCUAAUAACCUUUAUAUUCAGCAUGAUAUCCAUAUCGAGUGUGGGCUUUCCCUAUCGCCCUAAAACAAAUGUUAUGCGUAUAACUUUUCUGGAGGUACAACGCACUUUUUAUGAGUAUGACGGCUACAUAAGCUUGCACGAUUCUGGUUACUACUUUGAUAUUCAGGAUCGACAUCAGCUGGAGCCCAUAAGUAGUAGUGUGGAUGUAACUGAUGCGGUUCCUUUAGACUGUGGCUCAGAGCUUAUGUGUGGUGUGCCCUGUUUGCAUCCUCGUUGGUGCAAAACUGCAGCCAAGACCGCUCGCUGGCUGCCUCGCCAGCAGCACGUCGAAAUACCCGGAGAAACUACGCUAAAGUGUCUUAACAAAACUGAGCUCUCUGGCUAUCGUAUAAAAUAUGGAUUUAGGCUUUCGGGUCCACCACACAUUGGCAUAUUUCUGAGACCAGUAAAAGGUGCUAAGAUGCUGGAUUGGUCUUUUGUGCGCGGCAUGCUGGACAAACCGUUCGUCUAUAAGCCGCCCUAUCACAUAUUCUAUACCUGGGCAGCUGACAAUUCGCCGCUUGAGUUCUCCUUGGAACUAUUAAAAACUGAUGGAUAUUUUGAGGAGCCUGUACUGGAAAUUGGCAUUGCUGCACACUAUGUGAGUCACGAGCAUAAGCGUGAUGCUCUAAGCAAAGAGUUUAUACAAGCAAUGCCCGAUUUUGUAUAUGUAAUGGAAUGGCCAGCCUCCUAUACGCGCUAUGUAUUUUAA
This is a messenger RNA of Drosophila busckii, 2820 nucleotides long. RefSeq names its product endoplasmic reticulum metallopeptidase 1. NCBI's taxonomy places the organism in Eukaryota, Metazoa, Arthropoda, Insecta, Diptera, Drosophilidae. Bases 181 to 2820 code for a protein of 879 amino acids. Gene Ontology annotation, biological process: proteolysis. Gene Ontology annotation, molecular function: metalloexopeptidase activity. The transcript is spliced from 13 exons. The record is from RefSeq and is a predicted model, not a curated record.